AGAGGAGAGAGAGAGACUGACAGAGACAGAGAGAAAAGAGCAUCAAAGAGAACGGAUACCUUGAACUGCCCCGCUGUUGGUCGAAUUGCGAGACAAUGAGCUUUCCGUAUCACUGUGACGCCGAGGUUACCUUCCCAUCAGCGUCGCUGGCGACAAUAGCUUGCAGAACUCUGGCUGUGGACGCAGAAUUGCAGCCGAAUAAAAUCAUCCGAACUCUUCGCGUGGAAGGAUCAUCCCUCUUGGCGAAGUUCGAGGCCACAGAAGCACGUACACUUCGCGUUGUCCUGUCCGGAUUUUACGACAUGGCUUCGGUGGUGGCAAGAACGUUCUUGGAGUUCGAUGAUGGGGGUCUCGGUGAAGCAGGUCGAUGAUUGCACGCGGACACUUUGUUAGCUUUGGCAGCAGCUGUGUGCGAGAGAGAGAGAGAAAGCUGCCAGCAAGUCGCCUACGAGUACUUCUCUGCCAUCGCGCACGAACCGACGGGUGUAUACGUGGGUUCAACGCACGCCUCGUCGGAUUUAGCCGUGCUGGUGGUGUGCAUCGAAGGCAAAUGGAAGUGAACUGUCCAGGGUUUUAAUAUAGCAUGUAUCGCCAGUGAAGAGUACUCUUCCGUUGUUCUAUUCUAGAAAUGUUAUCUCGUCAUCUGCCGUCCCGCUCGCUACCCCCACAAAUCCAGUGUUGAUUGAGAGGGAGGGGCAGAAUGUGCACGAUUAAGGGGACGAACCGAGGGGAAGGUCACUGGCGUCAUACGUGCGCACUGGAAGGUGCUCUGGAGACGGGACACAGACGAUGGGAAUGGGGUAGAAACAUAUGAAGAGGAAGAACACGUCGUUCCGGAUAUUGGGAGUGAAAAGUUGCAAUUCUGUGGUGGAAAGCAAUAUGUUCGGGGGGUAUAUACAGUAAAGGGGAAGAGACUGCUGAACCUGUCCCGGGGUGUAAUUCGAACGGAAGCACUGCACGGGAAGGUGAGACAAAUACAAAGAUGAAACCAUGUGUUUCCUUCCUCCGGCGUGACCCCGGAUGAUCGUCAAGUAUACCUAGUACGCCAACAGGUGUAGUCUGGGGUCAAGAGUAGAUGGAACGAAACAUUCACACAGCUUUCUAGGAGUCGAUGUGCGUUACGCCCCGCUAGCAACCGCCUUCUCGAUGAAGCUCCAUUUAUGAUUCCUCUUUAAACCACUUUUCGCCAUUCCUUUACAAUGAGGCACGUUGAACAAGUGU
Molecule: messenger RNA, 1221 nt
Organism: Ectocarpus siliculosus
Lineage: Eukaryota; Phaeophyceae; Ectocarpales; Ectocarpaceae
Source: the annotation of a GenBank genome assembly